Anarrhichthys ocellatus (wolf-eel) is the source of this 3288-nucleotide messenger RNA. RefSeq names its product centrosomal protein 97 (gene cep97). Lineage: Eukaryota; Metazoa; Chordata; Actinopteri; Perciformes; Anarhichadidae. Gene Ontology annotation, biological process: negative regulation of cilium assembly. The transcript is spliced from 11 exons. The coding region runs from base 89 to 2413 and encodes 774 amino acids. The record is from RefSeq and is a predicted model, not a curated record. Gene Ontology annotation, molecular function: protein binding. Gene Ontology annotation, cellular component: centrosome.
GACGCUUCUCGUCUUUGAGACCACGGUCUGCAGCUUGCUAGCUAGCAACGUUAGUUAGCGAACGUUAGGUAUUGCCCGAGGCGACAGGAUGGGUGUAUCAGAUUUACAAUUCGACACAAAUGCUGGACCCGUGGUGGAUCUUUCAUCCAGGGGUAUGCAAAAGCUGGAUCAGAGUUUCACCUGCUCAGAGGACACUCACACUCUCAUCCUGGACCGGAACCACAUAAUGAAACUGGACCAUCUGGAAAGGAGCCCAGGCCUUCAGCAGCUAUCUGUAGCCAGUAACCGUCUGGUGAGAAUGAUGGGCGUGUCUCGGCUGACAGAGUUGACAGUCCUCAAUCUUCCAAAUAACAGUAUUGGGUACAUCGAGGGGCUCCGAGAUCUGCCACACCUCAAAUGGCUCAACCUGUCUGGGAACAACAUUAAGGUCAUCGAGCAGCUCAACAACUGUGUUUCCCUUCAACACUUGGAUCUGUCGGACAACAACAUAUCUACCAUUGGUGAUGUGACUAAACUGGGGGCAUUAAAGACACUGUUACUCCAUGGAAACAGCAUUACAACACUCCGCACUAUUCCUGCUCACCUACCAGCCAACUUAUCCAUUCUCUCCCUGGCAGAAAAUGAGAUCAGGGAUCUUAAUGAAGGCUCAUACCUGGCACCUCUCCAUGAACUGGAGCAGCUGUCCAUUAUGAGCAACCCGUGUGUCAUGGCAACACCCUCAUUGCCAGGUUUUGAUUAUCGGCCGUAUGUCAUGAGCUGGUGUCUGAGCCUCAAGGUUCUGGACGGCUAUGUCGUGUCACAGAAAGAAGGUGUGUAUAAUUGUCACAAUUACAGCCUCAAAGCCGAGUGGCUCUACAGUCAGGGAAAAGGACGCUCAUAUCGACCAGGUCAGCAUGUUCAGCUGGUUCAAUACUUGGCAAAUGUUUGCCCUCUGACGUCAUCACCAGCCCUGGAGACGGCAGAAGACGCCAAACUGGAGAAGAUCCUCAGUAAGCAGAGGUUUCACCAAAGGCAGCUGUUAGAGGAGACUCGAGAAGGCUGUCCCAGCCCUCCUCGUCCGACUCAGCUGGACGUGGAGAGGCACAGUCCGUCACAUCCGGUCCCACGGGGGGGAGGAGCCGGAGAGGUGAAGCAAUUCAGUGCACUUACACCGGCUGCUGCUCCCUCAGUCCGGGAGACAGAGCCAGUUGUGCAGUUUAACACCUGGAUGAGCUGCGAUUCCCCUCACCCGUCACUGCCGGUGGUUCGCAGCCCACGGCUCGGAGAGGAGCACGUCUAUCUGGAGGACGUUCAGACGGAUGAGGAGAAACUCAACGGCAGCAUGCUUUCCUCAGAGUCCACCUUUCUGCCCUUCGCACCUGAUCCGGAGCUGCAAACGUCCCACUCUGACAGCGAGGAUGAGACGGAGACAUUUGAACCCGAUUCCCUGGCUCCGACGCGGCCAGCACAGCCCAAAAAGCACAACACCAACAAGACGCACCAUUCACCCCCGGCGGAUAAGCAAGAGAGGGGUCUCGUAGAGGAAGUUAUUCCUGGCGCAGCUACAACAGCUGAACCACUUGGCGUCAGAGUUGGCACACCUCAAAAUGACCUGGAAACAUCCUCUGACUUUGGUAAAGCUGAGAUGAAAGAAGCCCCCGAGCAGGAAGAAGUCGGCAUGCGUGCCAGUACAUCAAGUGCGAUGGAGGCAGACGGGGCAGCGGUUAAAAUACAGUCAUGGUGGAGGGGACGGCACACUCGGUUUUGUCACCCCAUGGCUAAAGAGGUGCGCAGUGAAAUCCGCCUGUGCAGGAUGCAAGACCACAUCCUCUCCCUGUCUGGACAGUUGGACAGGGUGCAGCAGCAGUAUGAAGAAGAGAGGUUACAAAGACUGGUUCAGGAGGAAGCUGUAAAGUUUCUGUGGAAACAGCUCCAGUCUAUGCAGCAGUGGAAGCAGUCUGUGGAGCAGCAGCUGGCUAGCAUUAGUCCGGCUGUCACCCCGGCUCACACCUCAGCUCCUGGACUAUACGUGGCCGUCCCGCCUGCUGCAUCCAGCACGGCGAACCCACCCACCACGGACGCCUCAUUCCCGGACUCUGGCUUCCAGUCAACAAGGGAUCAGCAGGCAGCGCAGGAGGACAGUUUCCUGAGCAGUGGGACAACAGACUCUCUGAAGACAGUGCGAGCCCUCAGCCCUGUUCACAGUGGCUUUGCUGGCGUUAGCGACGGUGCGGACAGCGCAGACUGCAGCCUGCUGGAGCAGUACCUCUCGUCUGUACAGCAGAGGGAAGAGGAGGUGACUAGUGACAGAACAGAAACAUCCUCACCAGUAUCACCCAGCAAAACAACACAGUCCGACUCCCCCACUCAGAAGACGGCAGACAACCGAUCACAAGUGCAAAGAAAGGAGGAAACCACUCCUGGCCCCGACUGAGAGUCUACACCCACAACUACUGAGCGUGUUUCAUUUUGACUGGAGCAUAGAGAUGCGUUGGGAUGAGACUCUGUCUGACACUCGUCUUGAUUAAUGACCCAGAUCUCAAAUAGUGGUGCACUUAGUUUCACUUGUUUAUCAAGACUGAAAACAACACAUAACUGUGAAUGUAACUCACUGUAACUCAGCUUUAUACAUUUGGAUCUGUUCUGUUAUUUAAUAAUUUCCUCUCUGUGUGAAGGCAGUGAUCGUGAUGUAGCUUCAGAACAUAUUAGUACCUUGAGAUCAAUCAUAUAUGAUGGAAUACUCUGAGUAGGUUGCUACCUCUACUGAUUAAAAGAGCAGGUAUUGCAGAUCCUCUUCUCGUUAUCAACAUCCGCUGUAUUAAAUACAUGUGAUAAACUAAUAUACUCUACAUGAAACAUCAAGCUUACUAUCAAUCAAUCACAUUUAAUAGCUAAACUGUUUUAAAUCUUUUGUUUCAACUUUAGAUCACAUCAUCAGAAAAUCCUGUAGCAUCUUUAGCUUGAAAAUAUGUAAAUAAAUUGAAAAUUAUUAUUUUCCAAUUAUUGUUAUUUGGUUUGUUGAAACGAUGAUUGAUCACAGCUGUGCUUGUCCUCCUAUGACUACCAGUAUUCAAAUCACUAACAUGCCACAGAAUCAAAAUAUGAAAUUACAAGUUAAAUUCUGCUUUGAAAAGUUAACUUGAGUAUUAACAAAAUGUAGGCUGUGUAACGUGUGCACUAUUAUGUUCUGGUCAUUGUUAUUGAUAUGCAAGUGGUACAAUGAUGUAGAGGUUGAGCUAAUUUGAACAAUUUCAUAUAGGUUUAGCAGUUUAAUCUGUAACAAUGGAUCAUAUUUUAUAAAUUGAAUAU